GAGAUGAACCGUCACAAGGAUAUGGUUGCAAAUUUGAGAUCAAAAGCAAAUCAGAUGGCUUCUGUAUUCAACAUGUCGAAUUUUGCAAACCGAGAUAGCUUGUUGGGGCCUGAAACAAAGGUUGAUGCCAUGAGUAGGACUGUUGGGUUGGAUAACUCUGGUCUUGUUGGUCUUCAACGACAAAUCAUGAAAGAGCAGGAUGAGGGUCUUGAGAAGUUGGAGGAGACAGUAUUAAGUACAAAGCAUAUUGCAUUGGCGGUCAAUGAAGAACUUGAUCUGCAUACCAGACUCAUUGAUGACCUAGACGAACAUGUUGAUGUUACCGAUUCUCGCCUACGGAGAGCGCAGAAAAACCUAGCAAUUUUGAACAAGCGAACCAAAGGUGGUUGUUCCUGUACGUGCAUGCAAUUAGCCGUUAUCGGAAUCAUGAUUUUGGUUGUCGCAAUAUACCUUCUGAUAAAAUAUUUGUAAUUACCAACAAUUGCAAACACAACAAUUUCGCCAUUGUUGUAUGUGGGUGUCGUGAGUGGAGUUGGUUUUCAGUUCUUACCUCCAUGUUGGAAACUUAUUAUUUG
Molecule: messenger RNA, 575 nt
Organism: Hibiscus syriacus
Lineage: Eukaryota; Viridiplantae; Streptophyta; Magnoliopsida; Malvales; Malvaceae
Product: syntaxin-51-like
Exons: 4
Coding region: 4-471 (155 amino acids)
Biological process (GO): vesicle fusion; intracellular protein transport
Cellular component (GO): SNARE complex; endomembrane system
Molecular function (GO): SNARE binding; SNAP receptor activity
Source: RefSeq, a predicted model, not a curated record